CUCGCGCGCCCCGGUGAGUCGGCCCUUCGCACUCCGCGGCCGCUUCCGGUCUUUGUGGGUCGCUCUAGGUGGGUUCCGGUUCCGAAGCUGUUCAAGUCCUCAGCCCCUUCACCCUGGGAGAGAAACCUCUGCUGGCUUCCUGGGGCUGCGGGUGAGCGAACUUGUGCUCAGGACGCGGUGGGCAGGGUGCUAGGACGUCCUCGGGGCCUGGGCCCCUCGAACCCGGCCCAGGCUGGAGCCGGACGGCCUCUGGGCCUGCCUUGCCCAGGUCCACCCAGGAAGAAGCUGCACAGAUCUUGCUUGAAGCAUUGAUAAGCUUUUCCAUAGCUAUGAUGGCAUCUAUUUGGGCUAUCCAGGCCCACAAAGACCAGGACGAACUAUUGGAAGUAAAGGUUGAGAAGGAGGAGGAUGUGAAGGACGAGCACAAAUAUACCACCAGACAGGAUCAGAACCUGCAAAAGAACAACACCCAUAGCAGGGAAGUCUUCCGACAGUACUUCAGGCAUUUCUGCUACCAGGAAACGUCUGGACCCCGUGAGGCUUUGAGCCGACUCAGGGAACUUUGCCAUCAGUGGCUGAGGCCAGAGACCCAUACCAAGGAACAAAUUCUAGAGCUCUUGGUGCUGGAGCAAUUCCUGACCAUCCUGCCUGAGGAGCUCCAAGCCUGGGUCCAAGAACAGCAUCCAGAGAGUGGGGAAGAGGUGGUGACUGUGCUGGAGGCUUUAGAGAGAGAGUUGGAUGAGCCAGGAUAUCAGGUCUCAGUUCACACUGAGGAACAGGAAAUGUUCUUGCAGGAGGUGGUACCUCUAGGAUCAGAACAAGAACCCGGUAUGUCUCUCCCAUCCGUGAAAGUCCAGCUAAAGUGUGAAUCUCCGGACCUUGAAGCCCAGCAGGAGCAAGUUUCAGAUGUUGAUACUGGAAAUGAGUAUAGGAAUUUAACUCCAAAGCAAGAAGUUUCUGAAGAAAUGAAAUCAUAUGGGAAUAUAUCUAGCAAAUUUGAAAAUGAAAUAGCUCAAUCUACUGGGUAUGAAAAAACUUGUGAACCUCAAGAAAAAACAGAAGAGCCUUCCGGAUACUCCAGGGAAGAUAAACAACCUACAUGUCAUGAAAAUGGAGUAAGUUUGACUGAGAACUCUGACCGUCCUGAACACCAGAGAGUCUGUCCAGGAGAAAAACUUUAUGAGUGUGAUGACUGUGGAAAAGCUUUUAGUCAGCACUCACGCCUUCUAGAACAUCAGAGGAUCCAUACUGGAGACAGGCCCUACAAAUGCGAAGAAUGUGGAAAAACUUUCCGUGGGCGAACUGUGCUUAUUCGACACAAGGUAAUACACACUGGAGAGAAGCCAUACAAAUGUAAUGAGUGUGGCAAAGCCUUUGGCCGGUGGUCAGCUCUUAAUCAGCAUCAGAGACUUCAUACAGGAGAGAAGCACUACCAUUGUAAUGAAUGUGGCAAAGCCUUUAGUCAGAAAGCAGGCCUUUUUCACCAUCUAAAGAUCCACACAAGAGACAAACCUUAUCAUUGCACUCAGUGUAAUAAAAGUUUUAGUCGGCGUUCAAUUCUUACCCAGCAUCAAGGAGUUCAUACUGGGGCAAAGCCCUAUGAGUGCAAUGAAUGUGGAAAAGCCUUUGUUUAUAACUCCUCCCUCGUCUCCCAUCAGGAGAUCCACCACAAAGAAAAAUGCUAUCAGUGUAAGGAAUGUGGGAAAUCCUUCAGUCAGAGUGGCCUUAUACAGCAUCAGAGAAUCCAUACUGGGGAGAAACCCUACAAAUGUGAUGUUUGUGGAAAAGCCUUUAUUCAGAGGACAAGUCUUAUAGAACAUCAGCGAAUUCAUACUGGAGAGAGACCCUAUCAAUGUGGCACAUGUGGAAAGGCUUUCACUCAAAGAUCAGCCCUCACAGAACAUCAGAGAAUCCAUACUGGAGAGAGGCCCUAUAAGUGUGAUGAGUGUGGGAAUGCCUUCCGAGGAAUCACCAGUCUGAUCCAACAUCAGAGAAUCCAUACUGGGGAGAAACCCUACCAAUGUGAUGAAUGUGGCAAAGCCUUCAGACAGAGCAAGAAAGGGCUGCUCCACUUCCGCGAAGAGGCUCCCGACGCUGACGCACUUCCGGCCUUUGUGGUUUGUCCGCUGUCCGUGCGCUGCUGUCCGCGCAGCGGAUCUGAAGCUUCCCUGGACCCUGAAGUUAAUCCCAGAAUGGCUUCAACAGGGGAACAGGAUGGACUUAAGAUUGUGAAGGUGGAAGAAGACCCUGUCUGGAACCAAGAAACCUACCUUCAAGAGAGCAGCUUUUCUGGCCAGGAGGCCUCCCGCCAACUUUUUAGACACUUUUGUUACCAAGAGACUCCUGGUCCCCGAGAAGCACUGAGCCGGCUCCGGGAACUCUGCCAUCAGUGGCUAAGGCCAGACACACAUACCAAGGAGCAGAUCCUGGAGCUACUGGUGCUGGAGCAGUUCCUGACCAUCCUGCCUGAGGAGCUCCAGGCCUGGGUGCGGGAGCAUCACCCAGAGAGUGGGGAGGAAGCAGUGGCUGCAGUUGAAGAUCUGGAGCGAGAGCUUAGUGAGCCAGAGAACCAGGCCCCAGAUUGUGAACAUGGACAUUCUGAAGUGCUCUCAGGGGAUGCAGUGCAUUUGAAGGCCAAGCAGGAAUCAGCAGCCACCCAGCUUCAGUCCAUGGUGACACAGCUUAAAUAUGAAUCUUUUGGGCCUCAAAAACUUGGAGAACAAGAUGGUGAAACUAUACUUGAAAACAAGGACUUAGUCUCGAAGCAAAAAGUCUUAAAAGAAAUGGGACAUUUUGAGAACAGCAGACUCCAAAGAGAUGUUCCUCUAGAUUCUAAGUACAGAGAAGCUUGUAAACGUGAGAACAGAGUAGAAAAUCAGAGGGGACACCCCAGUGGAGAGAGACGUCACAGAUGCAAUGAGUGUGGGAAAAGCUUUACUCAAAGUUCAGUUCUCAUUCAGCAUCAGAGAACCCAUACUGGGGAGAAGCCAUAUGAAUGUGAAGAAUGUGGAAAGACCUUCAGCCAGAGGUCAGGCCUGAUUGAACAUCAGCGAAGCCACACUGGAGAGAAACCCUAUCAAUGUAAGGAGUGUGGGAAAGCCUUCAGUGCCAGCAAUGGCCUCAUAAGACACAGAAGAAUCCACACUGGAGAAAAACCAUAUGAAUGUGAAGAGUGUGGGAAGGCCUUUCGCCUGAGCUCAUACCUUGUUCAGCAUCAGAGGAUACACACUGGAGAGAAGCGCUAUCGCUGUAACGAGUGUGGGAAAGCCUUCAGUCAGAAUGCAGGGCUUUUCCAGCAUCUCCGAAUCCAUACCGGUGAGAAACCCUAUCAGUGUAGUCAGUGCAGUAAAAGCUUCAGUAGGCGAACACUCCUUAUCAAACAUCAGAGAAGCCACACUGGAGAGAGACCAUAUGAGUGUGAUGAGUGUGGGAAAGCCUUCAGUCAUCAUUGCAACCUCAUUAGGCAUUUUAGAAUCCAUACUGUUGGUAGUUCCCGUCAUGGCUCAGUGGUUAAUGAAUCCGACUAGGAACCAUGAGGUGGCAGGUUUGAUCCCUGGCCUUGCUC
Messenger RNA from Phacochoerus africanus (Common warthog), 3565 nucleotides. Its product is annotated as zinc finger and SCAN domain-containing protein 12-like. Gene Ontology annotation, biological process: regulation of transcription by RNA polymerase II. The record is from RefSeq and is a predicted model, not a curated record. Gene Ontology annotation, molecular function: DNA-binding transcription factor activity, RNA polymerase II-specific; RNA polymerase II cis-regulatory region sequence-specific DNA binding. Bases 330 to 3527 code for a protein of 1065 amino acids. NCBI's taxonomy places the organism in Eukaryota, Metazoa, Chordata, Mammalia, Artiodactyla, Suidae. The transcript has 8 exons.